This is a messenger RNA of Paramecium pentaurelia, 2992 nucleotides long. NCBI's taxonomy places the organism in Eukaryota, Ciliophora, Oligohymenophorea, Peniculida, Parameciidae. The record is from the annotation of a GenBank genome assembly.
AUGUUAAAAAAUAAACCUAUCCUAUGUACUGAAGAGCCUAUUGAGGAAGAUCAAAUAUUUAUAUAGGCUUUUUAGGGAGCUCCAAAUGUUAGUGUAAGUAUUAGUGAAGUAAGUGAAAGUCAGAAUGAUUCAAAAAAAGUAUUUGAAAUCCCUUAAGUUUUGAUUGAACAUCAUACUUAAGAAAAAUAAAGAGAAGAGGAAUUAUUAAAAUAAUAAGAGCCUAAAAAGGGUUUUGCAAAAUUAGUUUAACUAUUUCAUAUGAGAUAAUUUAUCCAUUAAGUACUUGCAAAAAGAAGAUUGAUUUCUAAAAUCACUAAAUACCAUUUGUAAGUGAUUAAUGAUAAAGCAUCUUCUUUAGAUGAUGUUGGUUUUAGAAAAUUUGCAAUAACAAUAAAACCAUUAAUUUAAAGUUUACAAGAAAAUACCUAAGCUCACUUAGGAAAUCAACAGUAAAAAUUCAAAUAAUAAUAAUUUUAGAAGAAGAUCAUUGCUUAUGCAAAGAACGAAAAUAUUUAUUGGAAGUUAAGUUUAAAGAUUUGGUAAACUUAUCCAAUAAAUUCCACUAAUUAAACCAGAUUCUAAAGUUAAAGUAGUUUGGGAUAGUAUUUUAUUUAUUUGCAGAUUUUAUUUACUUUUUACAAUUCCAAUAGAUUUAGCUUGGCCAUCUAUUUAAUUAUUAUUUUAUACAUUAGAAGUACCAACUGUAAUUUGUAUAACUCUUUUGAUAUUGGAUUUUUUUGUUUGUUUAUUCUAAUCAUUUUAUUAAUAAGGACAAUUGGUAACAGAUAGGAUGAGUAUAUUAAAACAUUAAAUAAGUAAAGCAUAUGGCUUUGAAAUAAUAGCAAACAUUCUACUAAUAAUAUUUUAUAAUAUCUCAAAUCAAUAUGAUUAUGGAUUUAAUGUAUUUGAUAAUCCUUAUUACAUAUUUCUAUUUCUCUAAUUUGUUCAAUAUAACAAUAUUGCAUAAUUAAGAUAACAAUUAGAAGAUGCAUUGAAUUUAUCAAGGGAGGCUGCAUCUUUGGUAGAACUUUCAAAAUUAUUUGUUUUAUUAUUUUUUGUUAUACAUGUAUUUGCAUGUUUAUGGUUUUGGGUAGGACUAUAUAGUGAAACAUAUUUGGGUAGUAGUUGGUUAGAAGCUAAAUAGGUAUUAGAUAAAUCUUUUGCUGAUCAAUAUUUAUAUUCAUUUUAUUAUUCAACUGUAACUAUGUUUACAGUAGGAUAUGGUGAUAUUACUCCAUAGACAAAUCCUGAAAUGAUAGUUUCAGUUAUAUUUAUGUCUGUUUGUAGUGUAUAAUUAUCUUAUAGUGUCAGCACUGUGAGUUCUAUUAUUGAAUAGAUAAGUGGAUUUAAAGAAGAGAAAAAAAGAAAGUUUAAUAUAAUCAAUAAUUAUAUGUAAUAAAAAAAUAUUAGUUAUGAAUUAUAAUUUUAAAUAAGAGAAUAUUUAAAUUAUUUUUGGACAAUGAAAAGGAAUGAGGAAUCAAAUGAGGAAAGAGAAAUAAUAGAUGAGUUAUCUAGUAGAUUAAAAUAGAGAUUGAUUUUUGAAGCUAAUUCAAGAAUUCUAUAUAAUAGUCCUUUUUUUAAAGAAAAUUUUUCAUUAAAUUUUAAAAAAGAUUUAGUAAGUAAAAUAACAUCUAUCACUAUUGCUCCAGAGAAUGUUUUAGAUUACACAAAAAAAUCAUAAGAUGAAAAUAGCUUAUCCAUAUUUUUUAUAGAAUAAGGUUAAAUAGAGGUUUUUAUUGAAAAUGAAUAAUUAAGUGAACUAUCUAGAGUAUAUAAGUUAAAAGAGGGAGAAAGUUUUGGAUUUGUAAGUUUUAUUACUGGUAAUCCAAGUGUUGAAAAAUAUAAAACUAUUGGUUUUACUAAAUUAUUAAUAAUAACGAGGAAAGACUUUUUAGAUGUAAUAAAGGAUUACCCUGAAGAUUAUGAAAUAUUCUAUAGUUUUUUUGAAGAUUUGACAUUUAAUUCUGAAAGUGAAUUACUUACUAUGGAAUGUUUUUCUUGUAAAUCAAAAACUCAUAAAGCAAUAUCAUGUCCUCUUCUUCAUUUUAAACCAGAUAGAGAGAAAAUUAUAAAAUCAGCUUAAUUUAGUAAUGAUUAAUAAAGAAGUAAAUAGAAGAAAAGAAAAGAAAAAUGUUAUAUAAAGGCUACAUUAGGUUAGAGUAUAUUAAAUGAUGUAGCCAAACAAGUAUAAUCAGACAAUCAACAAUUAACAUAUAUAUAUGAAGAAUAUGAUGAAGAAAAAUCACCAACUCCAAAAGUUUAAUUUUUUAAUAGUUCAGAUGAAAUAUCAGAUUUUAAAAACAAUCAUGAAGAUGAAAAAAUCUAACUUAUUGAAUUUAAGGAAGAAACUCUAAAACCUCCUAUUCCUUAGAAAAAAUAAUUAUUAAGAAAAAAGUAGACAUUACAGGAUAUAGGGGAUAUUAUGAAAUUUAAUAAUAGAUAGAAGGAAACAAAAGAGAAGUUUAUAUCUAUUGUUAAGAAAGUAAAUCUUAUGAAUGAUUUUGUUGAUAAGAAAAUUGAAGAUUCUUAAGAAAAAAUGCUUGCUUAAUAUAGAGAUCAUUUAAAAAUGAUUUAAUAUCGAAAAAACAAGAUAUAACACAUAAAACAUAUUUAUUAGAAUAAAACAAUUAAUGAAUUAGAAUUUUUUGAACUUAAAUUAAAAAUGUUAUUAUAAACAGAAUUUGAUAUACUUUUGGAUGCAUAAAAAUCUUAUAAAUAUUUUAAACCAAAAGAAAAUCUUUAUUCAGUUUUAAGUAGAACAAAAAUAUCUAUGUUAUCAAGUACAAAUGAGAUGCAAAUUUUAAUGUAAUAAAAAACAAAGUAAUUAAUUAAGUAUUUAUUUUAUCCUUAUUUAUACAUAUAAAAAUAUGUAUGCAAAUAGAGACAUUCAGAUUAUAUAGGUGAAACUAAAAAAAAAUAGUUAUUUAAAAGGAAUAAUAGAAUAUCUCUGGCAUUCAUAAUGCAAUAACAUUCUUCAAUUAAAAAACCUUGA